This is a messenger RNA of Entrophospora sp. SA101, 663 nucleotides long. NCBI's taxonomy places the organism in Eukaryota, Fungi, Glomeromycota, Glomeromycetes, Entrophosporales, Entrophosporaceae. The record is from the annotation of a GenBank genome assembly.
AUGGAAAAUCAAAGAAUAAUAUCAACUGAUAAAGGAUCAACAACAACAGCAACUAAAAGAACCAUAGAAUCAGCAGAACAACUAACUCCCACAUCACCGGAAAUGUCAAUGGUAAAAACAAAAAAAUCAGCAAUAGAGGAGGCUGCAGCAAGAUUAAGGACAUUUGGGAUGAGAAUGCUUUCUAAUAAUUUAAAAAAAGCAAAUGUUAUAUGUAAUAAUCUUAUUAAAUCUGUAUUAAUCACAUUUAAUGAAUUGGGAAAUCAAAAUAUUUAUGUUAACAUAAAUAACAACAAUAACAACAAAAUCACAAAUGAUAGCAACGGCAACAAUACUAACAGCAGUAGUAAAUAUGGUCACUAUGAUGAAUAUAUAAAGACAAUGAUACAAUCAAUCAAGGAACUAGAACUUUAUGACUCAUUUAAAUAUGCAUUUCUAGACAAUUCAAAGAAAUUUUUUCGUGAGAAAAGUUUAUCAUACCGACCAUUAAUUGAAAAUCGUAAUAUAGGCACCUAUUUGAAGUUGAUCAAGCAACAAAUUGAGUUUGAGAUUGAUAAAGUGACUUAUUUUUUUGGUGAAGAUUUGUAUAUCAGAGAAUCUUCAGCUAAGAUCAUGAUUAAUGAAUAUUACCUCAGGCAUAUGGAUAUUAUAAUUGAAAAAGUCUAG